Cordyceps fumosorosea ARSEF 2679 is the source of this 321-nucleotide messenger RNA. RefSeq lists its product as hypothetical. The record is from RefSeq and is a predicted model, not a curated record. Bases 1 to 321 code for a protein of 106 amino acids. The transcript has a single exon. Lineage: Eukaryota; Fungi; Ascomycota; Sordariomycetes; Hypocreales; Cordycipitaceae.
AUGCAGAUGCCUACCGCCAACGGAUUCAUCAAGGGUGUCGCAGGUGGUACCAGGUUCACCUCGACCUUUGUCAUCGAUGACAUCCAGUACCACUUCAGCGGCAGCUUCAACCCUGCCGUGCAGGAGUUUGUCUCCAACGAGGCGGUCUUGACCUACGACACCGUGGGACAGCUGGUCACUCAGAGGACCUUUGACGGAAAGAUUGGCACCGAGACGAUAUCCUUCUCCAUCAAGAACGGACCGAAGAUCCAGGGACCUCUCAACAUGCCCAUCCACCCGGCCUCGCAGGUGUCCGGAACCGGGACUUGGACCCAGAAUUGA